UCUCUUCUUCUUUUUUUUUCCUCUCUUUCUGCUUCUUCUCCGUGCUCCUCUUCUGUUUUCUCUUCAUCUUCCUUCUCUGCCGCUUUUUCCUCCUCCUUCAUCUCCGCUUCUUCCUCCUUCUCUUCCUCUACCUCAUCUUCCUUCUUCUCUACAUAUUCCUCCAUCUAUUCUUUUUGUCAUCUUCGAUCUACUUUUUUGUAUUUUCGAUUUUUAAGAUCAGAAAAACAGAUAUCAAAAUAGAACACGAAAGUAAAACUACAAACCCAGAAAAACAGUUUUACCAAGUUAUACUAUCGUGUAACUUGGUAAAACCUAGUUAUACCAUCUUCGAGGUAUAACUGGUAAAACUAUGACAUAGUUAUACCAAGUUCGUACUUCGGCAAUGGUGUAACUUAGUUCAAACUUGUACCAAGUUUUUAGUUUUACUAAAAUUCAAAUUUUAAAUUUGAUACCCAAAAUUCAAAAUUUAAAUUUUCAACUGAGGAGGAAAAACGUAUGGGCAAAAUUGAAAAUCUUUUAUUUCAUUAAGAGUAGAGAGUAUGUUAGAAUUCGUAAGAGUAUGCCAGAAUAAAUUUUGCCUCGUAUGUGAGAUUAUGACUCUUUUCAUCAAGCUAGAAACAGUUGAUUAUGGAAAUGUUUUUGUUUUAAUCAAUCACAUACUCUUCUCUAGUCUUUGUAUAAACUAUAUAUAUCAGAUUCAAUAUCUCAGAGUGUUUGGUUAAAGAUUUAACGCUACGGUUAGUUUUUUUUUAGCCGUUACCGGUUAGUUAUUCAGUUACCGGUUAGUUAAAAAAAAGCAAUACAAAGGGUCAAUUUUUCGUAUCUCGCGGGUAUAAAAAAGAGACUGUUCUUUACUGUUGACCAGCUUCUUCUUUUAAAAAAAAAAAAACCCUAAAAAAAAUCUAUCAAUCGAAUCACAAAAUGGCGUUUCUUCUUCACGCUCAGCCUUCACAUAGUUUACCGGCGGCGGAUCUCCGGCGACCUUCUCCUCUGAUUCAUCGCGGUCCUGCUUCCGUUCGAUUUCCUCUCAGGUGUAAGGCGGUGGAUUCGUACGGCGGGAACUCCGACGAUCUGUAUCUGCUUACAGGCGACACCGCUCCCGCGAGUGCUCUUCUCUCGAGGACGCGGUUGGAGGAUGCGAUUAAGAAUAACACCACGCGGCUCCGUAUCUUCUCCGGCACUGCUAAUCCUUCCUUGGCUCAGGAGAUUUCAUGCUAUUUGGGACUGGAGCUGGGGAAAAUCAAGAUUAAGCGGUUUGCUGAUGGAGAGAUCUAUGUUCAGCUGCAAGAGAGUGUUAGGGGAUGCGAUGUGUUCCUUGUGCAGCCUACAUGCCCACCUGCUAAUGAAAACCUUAUGGAACUGCUCGUUAUGAUUGACGCCUGUCGUAGAGCAUCUGCCAAGACCAUCACUGCUGUGAUUCCUUACUUUGGCUAUGCUCGAGCUGAUAGAAAGACUCAGGGACGUGAAUCUAUUGCUGCCAAGCUUGUCGCUAAUCUGAUAACAGAGUCUGGUGCAGACCGUGUUCUUGCCUGUGACCUUCACUCUGGACAGUCUAUGGGCUACUUUGAUAUUCCUGUUGACCAUGUUUAUGGCCAGCCUGUGAUACUUGAUUACCUGGCAAGCAAAGGCAUAUCCUCUGAUGACUUGGUGGUUGUUUCGCCUGAUGUUGGUGGAGUUGCAAGGGCUCGCGCUUUUGCCAAGAAGCUAUCCGAUGCUCCUUUAGCAAUAGUUGAUAAAAGACGUCAUGGGCACAAUGUUGCAGAGGUGAUGAACUUAAUCGGGGAUGUUAAAGGGAAAGUAGCUAUAAUGGUGGAUGACAUGAUUGACACAGCGGGAACCAUAAGCAAAGGUGCAGCUCUGUUACACCAAGAAGGAGCAAGAGAAGUCUACGCAUGUACCACUCAUGCCGUUUUUAGCCCUCCUGCAAUCAGUAGACUAUCGAGCGGUCUGUUUCAAGAGGUGAUCAUAACCAACACGAUUCCACUGUCGGAGCAAAACUACUUUCCUCAGCUUACAGUUCUCUCAGUAGCAAACCUUCUUGCGGAGACCAUAUGGCGUGUUCAUGAUGAUUGCUCUGGAGACAUUGAGCCAUUUUCGACAUUGGGGAUUGAUUGAUUGACUGAUGCAACAAUGUUCAAGACUCGUGUGUGAAUGGGUUUCUGAUAAUGUACAACUUCCUUUUUUUGCGCUUGUAAAUGUCAGACAUGUAGAGGAACCAACUUGUAAGAUCACAUUUUCUAUUUUCCUUGCCUUUUCUCACUUUUAAAUCCAGUGAUAUGGAUCUACAUUUUCUCUAA
Brassica napus (rape) is the source of this 2297-nucleotide messenger RNA. RefSeq names its product ribose-phosphate pyrophosphokinase 5, chloroplastic-like. The record is from RefSeq and is a predicted model, not a curated record. The transcript has 9 exons. NCBI's taxonomy places the organism in Eukaryota, Viridiplantae, Streptophyta, Magnoliopsida, Brassicales, Brassicaceae. Gene Ontology annotation, cellular component: ribose phosphate diphosphokinase complex; cytoplasm. The coding region runs from base 922 to 2115 and encodes 397 amino acids. Gene Ontology annotation, biological process: 5-phosphoribose 1-diphosphate biosynthetic process; purine nucleotide biosynthetic process; ribonucleoside monophosphate biosynthetic process. Gene Ontology annotation, molecular function: magnesium ion binding; ribose phosphate diphosphokinase activity.